This is a messenger RNA of Agrilus planipennis (emerald ash borer), 2048 nucleotides long. RefSeq lists its product as uncharacterized. Gene Ontology annotation, molecular function: long-chain-alcohol O-fatty-acyltransferase activity; diacylglycerol O-acyltransferase activity. Gene Ontology annotation, biological process: triglyceride biosynthetic process. The coding region runs from base 239 to 1957 and encodes 572 amino acids. The transcript has 5 exons. The record is from RefSeq and is a predicted model, not a curated record. Lineage: Eukaryota; Metazoa; Arthropoda; Insecta; Coleoptera; Buprestidae. Gene Ontology annotation, cellular component: plasma membrane.
UAUUGAUAAUAGUAUCUAUCUUAUUGUUGUUAGCGUUCCAUUCGUAAUAAUAUUACUGCAGAAUAUUACUAUUAUUAAUAAAUCGCGUGUCGUUUGUUUUCCUUAGUUUAUACAUAAUUAAUUUUAAGAAAAAGUCGAAGUUCAACAUAAGACAAAGUUCAAACGAAUAUUAGACUGUUUAUAACAUACAUAUUUAUGUUCGAACCGGAAGUUAUUAUACAUAUAAUGGUCAGUCAAGAUGUGGUUAGAAUGUGAUUGGAUACUUCAAAUUCUUACAGGUGCAAUUUUAAGCCAGUUUGUCAGUUUUUAUUUAAACACGAGUGUUAAAAAUAAUGACAGGCACAAUCUAUCAUUCCUGAGUAACUGUUUCUCAAAAUACAUUUUCGCGACGGCAUGCCUUCUUAUAUCAGUGGUGGUGGUGCCCUUACUGAUCGCCGUAGUUAUUUUAUGCACCCUAUACCGAGGGUUGGUUUACGUAAUAUUAAAAGCCAAGUACAAAGAAAAGUUUAAAGGGUUUGUAGCUGGAAGAGACGUAAUUUGGUUAGUUGAAGAACCGCAGUCCAGAAAUAUUGUAGUAGCCCUGCUACUGGUCGAAGAAGUUGAAGGCAUGUCAAAAAGUGUUUACGAAACAGUGAAAGAAGCGAUAUUAAAUGAAACACAGUAUGGUUCUCUAAAAGAUACAAAGCUCGUUUAUAGUUUUCAUAAAAGUUUGGGUUAUUUUUAUAACAUCGACGAGGGGUCGCUUUCAGAUGAAUGUAUUGUAGAGUUCGACACCGAUGAUCCCGCGAAACAGUUCAUUAAUCGUGGUGAUUUGGAGAAGAAAUUGUCAAUGUAUUGCAACAACCCUUUACCACAAAAUCACACCAGGUAUUGUGAAAUACUGGUUUCGAAAAAACCGAUAAUAUGGAAAGAAGCCGAUACUAAAAAGAACUAUCCAAUAAUUGUGAGAAUCCACCACAGUCUUGGAGACGGCUUUUCGAUUUUCAAUUUUAUUAAUUCCACCCCGUUUACAAUUGUCGAACAGAACACUAUUAAAGACGGUAAUACCAAUAGUAUGAACGAUAACGGAAUUAGUUCAAAGAAAGAUCAAUAUUGUAAUGAAAAAAUGAGCAAUAAGAUAAAAACCUUAGCAACCGAAUAUAUAAAGAUGAUAACAAGUUUUCUGAUCUUUAUAACUUUCCUUCCAAAUUGUAUCAUAGUACAAAAUUUUCUGAGACCGAAAGAUGUAAACAUAUUACAUGGGCCUAAACUUAGUGGACGUAAAAAAUUCUAUUGGAACACAGAAGAUCGUGAAGAAUUAGUUCCGCUUAUCAGAAGAUUGAAAAGAAAAGUAACUGGAAGUUGUUUUAACGAUUUCAUAAUGACGGCAUUUUCCGCAAGUUUGCAUGAAUAUUUUCAAAAAAAAACGAAAGAAUUACCCAAAUAUAUAACCGGAGUUGUACCGACUAAAAUAGACUUUAAGCAGGACCGUACUGAGAAAGUGACUUUUACCAACAACUUUGCCGUGGCAUUGUUUAACAUGCCCGUUGAAAUUUCAAAUGAUACACUUAUUCAAAGAUUUAGAGAAACUGCGCUGCAGGAGCAUCGAUUAAGAGAUUCGAUUGAUUUUCAUAUUAACUACUGGGGACUAACUUUUAACGCAGUAAUACCAGUUUUCCUUGUACACUAUUUUUAUCAAUUAUCAAAAUUUACUUCAUUUAUAAGCGUUCUGCCAGGUCCGGACGCUUUUUCAUUUUUCAAUGUAUUACCUGUCACAGAAUUAUUAUAUUGGUUGCCAAACAGAGGAUACGUAGGAGUGGGACUUACGUGCCUGACCUUCAACAAAAAAUUUUAUAUGGGAUUAAUAGUGGACCAAGCCCUCUUCUCAAAAGACGACAAUUUACAAGAAAUAUUGGACAACGUACCUAAAUAUUUAAAAAUGCUCGAAAAUGAAAUUACUGGCCCUCUUAUGAUUUAAAAAUCUACAAAAUAUGUAAAUCACUAUACUAGUCUUGACAAAACGAAAAAUUAAUUUUUAAUUUUUUUAUAAUAAAUAUUGAUAAGCUUGU